Molecule: messenger RNA, 689 nt
Organism: Fusarium odoratissimum NRRL 54006
Lineage: Eukaryota; Fungi; Ascomycota; Sordariomycetes; Hypocreales; Nectriaceae
Product: 3-hydroxyanthranilate 3,4-dioxygenase
Exons: 1
Coding region: 68-523 (151 amino acids)
Biological process (GO): 'de novo' NAD+ biosynthetic process from L-tryptophan; quinolinate metabolic process
Cellular component (GO): cytoplasm
Molecular function (GO): 3-hydroxyanthranilate 3,4-dioxygenase activity; iron ion binding
Source: RefSeq, a predicted model, not a curated record
ACAAUGAAGACUUCAGUGUCAUGGUAACUCACGCUUUGCAAAUACUCUUAUACUUCACGUUGAGAACAUGGCUAACAAUUGUCAUCAGAUCGUUGGUGGUCCAAAUGCCCGCACUGACUACCACAUCAAUCAAACUCCCGAGUGGUUCUACCAAUACAAAGGUGCAAUGAUGCUCAAAGUCGUCGACGAGGGGGAAUUCCGUGACAUCAUCAUCCGUGAAGGUGAUAUGUUUCUCUUACCUGGAAACACACCGCACAACCCAGUCCGCUUCGCGAACACGGUUGGAGUCGUCCUAGAGCAGCGUCGUCCAAAGGACUCACUCGAUCGUAUGCGUUGGUACUGCGGUGACUGUGGUGAGAUUGUUCACGAGGCCGCAUUUCAUUGCACCGACCUUGGCACUCAAAUUAAAGUGGCGGUUCAAGACUUUAAGAGCAGUGAGGACAAGAGGACUUGUUCCAAGUGUGGUACUAUGGCUGAUGCGGCACCGAAGCCGGGCACUAUUCAGGAUCCUAAUCUGGCGUGAUCCAUCAAAAUGUAGCAAAAGUUUGUAUCAAAAGGUCAAAGAGGCGGCGCAUGGGUAUGAAAUGUGGUGAUGUAGUAGUAGUUGCAGAAAAAUACCUCUCAUGUCUUGAUAUUCUACACACUCAUGUCGAAAGUUCUUACUAAGAUACAACUCACUUAAACUUGUU